AUGGGGGCCGGCGCGUCCGCCGCUCACCGGACGCCUCCGGAACCAACUGCUGCUGACGUGGCGGCGUUGGAGCAGCCGUACUACCGCGGCGCAAGGGAGGCAUGUUAUUACUGCUUGCCGUACGACGACGAUGUAAAAAGGGAAAUAGAGGGACACCGGAUGCGUGUGUGCAUGUGCAUUUGUAUGUAUCGGAGCCCGGUGGUGGUUCUCGAGGUGGGCCCUCUGGGCUUCCGACUGCUCCGCCCCAACAGCAAGGACUGUCUGUUCGCCUACCCGUGGGGACAGAUACACAGCUGGACGCACCUGGAGAACAGAUUCAGCUUCCGAUACUUCGAUGAUGGGAAGAAAAAGGUCGUACAGUAUGUGUUGUACCUACGAGAUUUGCCAGAUCUACUCGGUCACAUUCAGAUUGUCAUUGACUCCAUCCUCGCGGAGCGCAAGAGUCUGGCCAUACCCGCGGACCGCUUCGCUGACCUCCUGGGGGAACUAGAGGCUCUCCCCUCCUCCCCCGCCCCCGCCUUCACCUCCCCGGGCGAGCUGCUCUCCAGCCACUACACGGCGGAGUUCUACUUUUGGUCGGAUCAGGGGCGACAGCUGAUUGACGCCAUUCCCUCGUCAUUCGAUAAGCUGGAGGCCGCUGUGCUGCUCCACGGACGACUGAUUGACCAGAACCGCUUCAGCUUCGUACUGGAGGGACUGGAGUCCCAGGCCGACCGGGACAACGUCUGGCACCGUAUCUCAGUGCAGAAGAAGAAACCAGCUCUCGGCAGCGCCAAGAACAGCCUUGUGGUGUCCAGUUUCGGAGACUAG
Molecule: messenger RNA, 810 nt
Organism: Volvox carteri f. nagariensis
Lineage: Eukaryota; Viridiplantae; Chlorophyta; Chlorophyceae; Chlamydomonadales; Volvocaceae
Exons: 9
Coding region: 1-810 (269 amino acids)
Source: RefSeq, a predicted model, not a curated record